Paraphaeosphaeria sporulosa is the source of this 1552-nucleotide messenger RNA. RefSeq names its product PCI-domain-containing protein. Gene Ontology annotation, biological process: cytoplasmic translational initiation. Bases 80 to 1399 code for a protein of 439 amino acids. The transcript has 2 exons. Gene Ontology annotation, cellular component: cytoplasm; eukaryotic translation initiation factor 3 complex. NCBI's taxonomy places the organism in Eukaryota, Fungi, Ascomycota, Dothideomycetes, Pleosporales, Didymosphaeriaceae. The record is from RefSeq and is a predicted model, not a curated record. Gene Ontology annotation, molecular function: translation initiation factor activity.
GACGAAGUUACGACAACGCGCGCACCGUGAUCCCCACCCGUUCCCUUCCUCGAGGCAUAUUCCUACGCGAACCAUCAAUAUGCCCGGUCCUCAGACUACCCUGCUCAUCGAGGGCACCUUCGAAGAGCUUGCCGACGAGCUCGCACAAUACAUCGACAGCCUCAAAAAAUCCCAGGGAGAUGAAAGCUCGGCGAUCCAGGCCGAGACUGUGGAGCUUUUGAAGGAGAACAAAAAGGAUGAGGUCCUCAAGAAGCUUGUCAUGGGCAGCCAGGUCCUGAACCAGGCACCAGAGAAGGAGUUCAUAGCAGCAUACAACCUCCUGAUCCACCUCGUCCGACAGUCGCCGAACGUUCCCAUGUUCCUUCCCAAGAUUUGCGCUCACCUCAGCGCUCCGAUUUCCUCUUCGCCCGCUAACGGUGGUGGACUCGCUCUGUCGGUACUCAGCACCGUCUUUAACACCCUCCCCUCAGACCACUCUGAGCUCCGAUUCCACGUUCUCCUUGCCAUCCUGCGGGUCAUCCGGGCGACUUCGAACUUCGAAACUCUGCGCCCACAACUUAAGCAGUUGGACAAGUGGCUCGAAGACUGGGAGACGGAGGAGGCAGACGACCGCAAAUUGUACCUGGCAGUGAGCGACGUUGCCGCCGAUGCUGGCGAGGACGAGCAGGCAUACACAUACCUCCUUCGCGCUCUCCGGACAUUCAGCGCGGACCAGGUCUCCUCCCAGGAAGCCCGCGAUCUCUCUAUUCGUGCCCUCAAGUCCGCCCUCAUUCACCCCAGCCACUUCGACUUCCAAGACCUUACCGGCCUUGACUCUGUGCAGGCGCUCCGCAACUCCGACCCGAUAUACUUCCAACUCCUCGAGAUCUUCAACUCCGAGUUGCUGGACGACUUUAAUGACUUCAAGGAUGAGCACGAUGGUUGGAUUGAUGAGGUUGGCCUCGACGGCGCUGCUCUCAACCGCAAGAUGCGACUCCUCACUCUUGCUUCAAUAGCCGCAUCAGCGGCGCAGACCCGCGAGCUGCCAUACGCACAUAUCGCCAAGUCACUGCAGAUCCCAUCUGAGGACGUCGAGAUGUGGGUCAUCGAUGUGAUCCGUGCUGGCCUCGUCGAGGGUAAGCUCAGCCAGCUCAAGCAGACGUUCCUCAUCCACCGAUCGACGUACCGCGUAUUCGGAGAGAAGCAAUGGCGGGAAGUCUCAUCGAGACUGGACAUGUGGCGGAGCGGUCUGGAGGCCGUCCUCCAGGUCGUUCAGCAAGAGAAGGCGAGAUUCGCACAGGAGAAGGAAGAUGAGCAGAACAGGAUUGAGCAGAAGCUGGCGCAGGUGAACAGGGGCGGCGCACGCGGCGGCAACAACAACCGACAGCAGAAGCCUAUGAUUGAUGACGAGAUGGACUAAAUGACCGGGGCAUCGGGGUGUUGCUGGCUUGCUUGUUUGCUUUUUUCGUCAAAACGGUAGGGUUGGAAGCGAAUGCAUCAGAGGCUUUCUUGGUAAUGGCCGGAAUCGCAGCCUGAGUGCUGCAAUGAUAGAAAUGCAAUAUACACUUCAAAC